GGUUAAGGAACGGUUCUGCUUUUUUAUGCUCUGUGUUGGGAAGGCAGAUAAAAUGCCAGGUCUGGACUGCCUCUGGGGAUAAGCUCACCCUGUGUGAUGUGAAUGAAUAGCAUCUUGCCUGGCACAUCCACAGCAGUUGAUAAGGCAGGUGCAGUUCUUCCAAGCAGGCCUUUUCUGUCUUUUUACCUCUAUAGCAGCUUUGGUUUUGCCUUGAAAGAGGUGCUUUGGAUUAUCAGACCUCCAUGUAUGACAAUUUGUACCUGCAUGGAAUCGAAGACUCGGAGGCUGAAGAAUAAUGUGAUGUGUUACCCGAGAUGGUGUGAACAAAGCUUCAAGCCAAUGGAGAAGACUAGGCCUAAAUAGCUGACCCGGUGAAGUGAAAAAUAAAGCCACACCUGGAGAGCCACAUCCUCUGCAGUCUUUCUCAAUGCCAAUGCAUUUAUGGCUGGUUCAGCGGACUCCUACACGAGCAGGCCGUCUGACUCUGAUGUCUCUUUGGAAGAGGAUCGGGAAGCAAUUCGGCAGGAGAGGGAGCAGCAGGCGGCCAUCCAGCUUGAGAGAGCAAAGUCUAAACCCGUAGCAUUUGCUGUGAAGACGAACGUGAGCUACUGUGGUGCCUUGGACGAGGAUGUGCCUGUUCCAAGCACAGCCAUCUCCUUUGACGCGAAGGACUUUCUACACAUAAAAGAGAAAUACAACAAUGAUUGGUGGAUAGGAAGGCUGGUGAAAGAAGGCUGUGAGAUUGGCUUCAUCCCAAGUCCGCUGAGACUGGAGAACAUACGGAUUCAGCAGGAACAGAAAAGAGGCCGUUUUCACGGAGGGAAAUCCAGUGGAAAUUCUUCUUCAAGUCUCGGAGAAAUGGUAUCAGGGACAUUUCGAGCAACUCCCACAUCAACAGCAAAACAGAAGCAAAAAGUGACGGAGCACAUCCCCCCCUACGACGUGGUGCCAUCCAUGCGUCCGGUGGUGCUGGUGGGGCCGUCGCUGAAGGGUUAUGAGGUCACAGACAUGAUGCAGAAAGCCCUCUUUGAUUUCCUGAAGCACAGGUUUGAUGGGAGGAUAUCAAUAACAAGAGUGACAGCUGACAUUUCUCUUGCUAAGAGGUCUGUGCUAAAUAAUCCCAGCAAGAGAGCAAUAAUUGAACGUUCGAACACUCGGUCCAGCUUAGCGGAAGUGCAAAGUGAAAUUGAAAGAAUCUUUGAGUUGGCAAGAUCUUUGCAACUGGUUGUUCUUGAUGCAGACACCAUCAAUCACCCAGCACAACUUAUAAAGACCUCCUUAGCACCAAUUAUUGUUCAUGUAAAAGUCUCAUCUCCAAAGGUUUUACAGCGGUUGAUUAAAUCUAGAGGAAAGUCUCAAAGUAAACACUUAAAUGUUCAACUGGUAGCGGCUGAUAAACUUGCACAGUGCCCCCCUGAAAUGUUCGAUGUCAUACUAGAUGAGAAUCAGCUGGAGGAUGCAUGUGAACACCUGGGAGAGUACCUUGAGGCCUACUGGCGUGCCACCCACACGACCGGUAGCACCCCCAUGACCCCACUGCUUGGAAGGAACCUGGGCUCAACAGCACUCUCGCCAUAUCCCACAGCAAUUUCUGGGUUACAGAGUCAGCGUCUGAGGCACAGCAACCACUCCACAGAGAACUCUCCAGUUGAAAGACGAAGUCUAAUGACCUCUGAUGAAAAUUAUCACAAUGAAAGGGCUCGGAAGAGUAGGAACCGCUUGUCUUCCAGUUCCCAGCAUAGCCGAGAUCAUUACCCUCUGGUGGAAGAAGAUUAUCCUGACUCAUACCAGGACACUUACAAACCUCACAGGAACCGAGGAUCUCCCGGGGGAUAUAGCCAUGAUUCUCGACAUAGGCUUUGAGUCUGCAGAAACAAACAAAAAGUUCAUCUGUUGACGAUUUGCCAUAGCGCUGCUAGGAUACAACCAGUCAUCUUAACGUGGCAAGCGCAGCACAGUACUGACUGUGCUUAUGGGCUGCUGUCAUUGAUGCUAAGAAGGGGCAAAAAAAUGUACAUUAUGCCCUUAAGUCUAGAUGGAUCUCAGAUGCCCAAUCAUACAGAUAUUUUUAAGUGCAACAUUUACGUAGCAGUACCUUUUGUUUUCUUCAUUAGAUUUAGACACAUCAAUUUGUAAUUUAGGGUACUUAUCAAGGCACAUAUAAAACAAUUUCCCAUGCUGGAAAUUCCAAAUGACCAGUUCCAGUUGGAACCAAUUUAUAAACCAAUUCCUGUUGGAAUUUGGGUGAAUCGACUAGAAAGUCUACUUGAGCAUGUUGUAAUCAAUUUAAAAAUCUGAAAAAAAAAAAGAAACUAAUUAAUAGGAGAGUCAAAAUACCAAUAGAAGUGAAAACCAGCUGUUGUAUUUAUUUGCUGGAAGCUAAAUUUACACUUAAAGUUGGAAUGUAUAAACAUUUUAAUACACGUUAACAUUGCCAGAAUGGCUUUUCUAACUUACCAAAUGGAUUCAUAGUGCCAAAAACAAAUCUCAAAUUAAUGCAAAAAUUCUUUAGUCUCCUCAGAUUUUAAUAUUUUUUAUUUCUCUUCUGGCACAGCUGUUGUAUUCAAAGUAUUCUGCUUUUUUGUUUCGUCACAACUGUUACCAUGUUUGAAGUUGGCAAAGAAAUUCAACAUUUCUUUAGCAGUGAGAGAGGAUAGUAAAGAGAAGCCCAAUCAUAGUUGGUUAUGCAAGAUGGAAAAUGGGGUGUUGUUUCCCCUUUCAUCAAUUUGAGCACGACUACAUCCAUCCAGGAAUCUGAAGUCAGACUCUAAGGAUAACACAGAUCCUCCUGAGUGCAAGGCUAAACAUCUCCAGUUGAGAUUUCAUCUGUCCCACUUACCACAAAUAUGUUUGUGCUUCCCACCAGCACAAUUCAGUAUCUUUCCAUUGCUUCCCUCAGUCUCUGCCUUUGAGUGUCUGAAUGUGCUAGCCCUUCACCAAAUUCUUUAUAAUCAUGCUACGGGUUUUUUGUUUUACAUGAACACAUUGAAUUUUGAUAUUGAAAGCUGUGUUUAUACAAAAUGAUUAAUUGAAAAACUAUGAAAACGAAUUUAAAAGCUUGCAGUAAAAAAACUCGUAGAUUCAGAAUAGAUUUAUUCACUAAAAUAUCUUUUUUAUUUAAGAGAAUUAUAAAGAAUUUGAAGAUUGAACUGCCUUAUUUCUAAUGAACACUCUUCUUUACCUAUUAAGUCUUCACAGUUUUUCCAGUGGCUAUAAGAAUGGAAUCGGUGAUCUUAUGUCUUAUAUGAUCAAAGAAGCCUUAGAUUCACUCUGAUCCAAGAAACUAUUGAAAUUGACUCUUUUAUACAAUACACAAAAGUCUUUAGGAAAAGACUUUUGUUUCUAAGAGUCUGUUUUUCUAAAGCCCCCAUAGGAUCAGGCAUAAAAAUCCUUUUCUACUACUACGUCAUAAAGCCUAUUUUUUUGGAAAACAAUGAUAAUUCAUUUUCUGUUACCUUAUUUCCCCCUAUCCAAGCUUUUCAGUGUUUAUGCUCUCAAAGCAUGCACCAGUUAAAUAAUUUUCUUGACCAUGAAAAUAGGUUCCCUACUCUUGAUUAGUUAUAUCUUGAACCUCAUUAUUGACCCUCCGCAAUGCCCUCUCCUUCUGUUGUUCACUGUGCAUACCCCAUUAUGAACCUGUUUAGCUGAUAAUGAGGAUAUCCAUAGUUAUGUGAGUUAUUGAAAUAUUUGAUAGAAUUAAAAACUGUGGGCUCAGUGAAUUCUUGAAGUUAAUAUGUGAUACUGGCUUGUGAGGUUCUUUCGUCAUCUAGUGAAGCUUACAAACCUUUCAGUUAAGACAUUUAAAAGACUUAUAUCCACUAGGCACUUUAAUAAACAUACAACCUACCAUUACUAAAUACUUUGUUAGAGCACAGAAGAGCAUUUUCCAGCAAACAAAUAUACUUAUUACAUGUACAGCACAUAUUUGCAUGAGAAAGAAGACAUUAGCUAAAACAUUUUUCUAUAUGCUUUCCUGGUUUCUUAUUUGUGCGCAUAAAAGUAUUUAAUUGCAAGGAGUGCACCAAGGUGUUUAAAACUUAGACUAGACAGCUGUUCAGCUUUUUCUGUAGUAGCAUUAGCAAUCUGGUCAUUUAACUACUUUAAGAUACUUACAUUUUACAGCAGGUAGCUGUAACAGCAUUUACAUAUAUUUCCUAGUCAGCAAGAUUACCAUAUUCUUUCAACUUUUAAAAAUCUAUUAUUUUUAAAGACCUCUCAAUGCCUAGUUUCUGUGUCUUCCAUGUUAUGCUGAUAAAAAGAGAGGUCUGUUCAAUGUCUGUGCACAAGACCAAUCUUUCCUUUACCAUCUAGCAUCCACACCUGUUUUGCUUUGUGUUCUUAUUCAAAAGCUAACAACCUUGGAAAGGGUAUAAUGUAUAUUUUCUUGAUGGAUAUACUUAAAUUUUUACUUGGCUUUGGCACAUUCUUUCCCCUUCCUUUUCUAAUAAGUUGUCUUUUCCAAAUGAAUAAGGGAUAUGCAUUUUCCUUUUUUUUCUUAAGCCUUAGAGUUUAUUGUGCAACUGAUACUAAAAUACAGAUACAUACUAAAUGAAAAAUUUUAUUUUUGCCAAGCACAUCAAGAACCUUUGGAAAAUACAUAUUCCACAAAUACUUUGUUUUUAAUGGGUUUCAUCUAACAAUAGCAAAUGAUAAGGAGGGGAAACAAGUCUUAGAAUGUUUUGAGGCUGUAUUAACUUGUAGUAUAAACCACAUAUUCUGUACUUUCAGCAUAUAUAAUUUCAGAAUAUGUAAAACAUAUUCUGUAAUCUCAGUCAGCAAACAUGUAACAAUGUAGACUCGUGUGACCGUGUGGAAAUGUAGUCUUGGGAAAAAAGGAAUGUAAUUUUUCAAUCCUGAUGUUGAUUCUCAAGGCUGUAAUGUCACUCCAGUAUUAUUAUCAGCAAUGUUUACUCCAGUAUUUAAAGCAGCACUUAGAUAUGUUUUUAAAUGACUGAUAAUUCUAUCUUAUCUUUAUACAGUUCUAUUGGAAAGAAAAUUAAAAUUCACAAUUCAGACCGAUAGUCUUUCCUAAUAAGAGAGUCUUAAUUAUGUGAUGGUAUGUCUUUGCACUUAGUUCUUAAUGAAAUGAAUUUUUUAAAUAUAAAACAAAUUCUGAGAAAAUUUUAUGUUCCCUUUGAAUAAUUUGUUAAUUACUUUAAUUAUUAUUGUUGUUGUUUGCAAAGUGUAUUUUUGGAAUGUUAACCUUUUUUCAUACCUGCAUACUUGAACUUGUCUUUUGUGUGAGGGCCUUAAAAUUCAUACUAGGAAUCUAGGGCAGUGAAAGGGAGGGAGAGAAGGAAUCAAUGCCAAAAGAUGGUUUGCAAAUUUAAACUCCUUGGAUGAACAUAUCAUAACAUGUGGCUGAGACCCAGGAUGUCUGUUAAGAAUGUUUCUAGGCAACCUUAAUUUGCAUGCCAGUGUACUUUCUUAAUUACACAAUUUUAUUUUGGCAUUGGGUAAAAAAUAAAAACAACAAAAUGCCACUACAGAAGCUCAACUGGUAAAGAAUCCACCUGCAAUGCAGGAGACCCCGGUUCGAUCCCUGGUUUGGGAAGAUCUGCUGGAGAAGGGAUAGGCUACCCACUCCAAUAUUCUUGGGCUUCCCUGGUGGCUCAGCUGGUAGAGAAUCUGCCUGCAAUGUGGGGGACCUGGGUUCUAUCCUUGGGUUGGGAAGAUCCCCUGGAGAAGGGAACAGUCACCCACUCCAGUAUUCUGGCCUGGAGAAUUCCAUGAACUAUACAGUCCAUGGGUUACAAAGAGUCAGACAUGACUGAGAAACUUUCACUUCACUAUAGAAAUUGCCCUAUAUAUUGAUAUUUACACUACCUCUUCUCUAGAGAAGACAAUCUGUCUUUAAAGAGAAAAACACUUUUCAAUAAGUAGUGAAUUUAUUACUCUUACUGCUAACCCUUGCUGCAAAGCUAACUGAAUAAAGUGUUAAAAUAUACUUUCCCUUUGGAUUUUAAAUUGUUGCCAAAAUGCUCGCCACCCUUUCAUUUCUUCCAUGUUAGUGAAAUUUUCUUUGAAUCGGUUCACAGUUUAUCAAGAGGCAAGGUAAACAUUUAGUAAGUCAGUAAUCAUAGGAAACAAGACAGACUGCAAGGAAAUUGCUUUUUUAUGCAAUUUGUUAUAUCAUCAAACUCUAAAAGCAGAUUCAGAGACCUGAUGUUUAAGUGCAGCUGGUUUGCAAAUUCAAAUUUUGUUGAUCCUUGACUUUUCCUGCAUACAUUUGGCCAUCUUGGAAGCCCAGGCCAUUGGAACAAAUUCAUAUGAAUGUUUCAAAUAAAUGGGAAUGUACCCCUAUUUCUUUUAUAUUUUUGCCUAUAUUUCUGUCUUUCAUAACACUGUUACAUGUUCUUUUCUUUAUGAAUUAUAUAAAACUCAUUCUUUGAAUAACUAUGAAUGAAAACAUGAUAGAAAAUUAUAUAAUUAAAUUUGUUUCUUCAAUUCCUUAUACCUUUAAAUAUUGUUAAUGCCAUAAUUGUCAAGUUACUUAUUAAAGCUAUGUCUAUAGGACAGAGCACAGAAAAGUCCUCUUCUUUAUCAUAACCAAACCACUCAAUAUUAUAGUUGUCAGACACCAAGGAUAACUCUUUUGUUGCAGUCAAGUUAGUCAAAUAGUAAUCAGUUUUAUAUCAAACAGCAACAGCAUUCAAAAAUUACUUUUUAAAGGUUUAUCGAUUUGUUAAAUAGACUUGCUCAAAUGAAACUCAUCCUCAUAUAGCAACUCUUUCUCUCUGCUUGCGGAUGGUUUCAUACCAAAUGCUUCAUGUAAUUAAGGGAUGAUUUGAAAGGACUAGAUAAUAUUUCAUUGGAUAAUCUUGACUAAGGGCUGUAACUCCCACUUACCAUGAAAAUAUAUAAAUAAGAGUGAAUAGUCAUGAGUUUGGGGGAGUCAUAGUUACAUAUGAAAUUUUCCUUUGUUUCUUUUGAUGUAUUUAAAAUGUUCGUAGAAAGAUGGUAGAAAAUGUUACUAAUGCAUUUAGAGUGUCUGGGGAAUACACUGAUGCUUCCUCUUUGAAUUACAGCCUAAAUGUGAAGACUAUCUAGGAACUAAAAGUGGCUGGCCUCUAGCUUUUCAAUACUUUGUAAGUGUUCUUGGUUAUGUUCUGAACACUUAAAUUUCUCAACAAAUGGCUAUGCGUAUAUGUAGGGGUCACUCUUGCACUGCUUGCAUGCCACUUUCACACAUCUUUAACUGAAAUCAGUGUGACUUCUGUAUGUAUAAGGGAUGUAUUUGAAGAUGCAGGAUCAUUAAUGCUAUAUUGUUGCAUACUCUUUUUCAUAUGCCUUACAAUAUUUUCUGGGACAUUAUUAAAAUGAAAGCAUUUUAUUGCCAAAAUAAAUCUAUGUUGUUAUUUCUAAUCUGCAUUAGCAGUAGAAAAAUAAUGUAGCAAAAACAUAUAUUGUACAGUACAAAAUUAUAAAAGAUAUAUAUUUUGCCAAUAAUAUAAAAAUAAGUUGAGGAGAAAGAAGCACAUUUGUUAUAGCACAAACUUAUAACAAAAUCCACUGUUAAAUUUGGCAGUUGUAUUUUUUAAAAGUAUAUAGAUUUAGUUCUAAGUUUUAUCAGAUUUAUUUCAUCUACCAUCUUUUUAACUUGCUGCUUGAUACUUUUCCAGCAAUUUACUUCAGAGCCUUGCAAUCUGUGGAUGUAAUUUAUUUUACUUUAUUCCCUUCUAUAAAACUCAUUAAAUUUUAUUUUGUGAUGACUCAUACUAUAUUUACUGUUCUUAUUUCUUCUCCUUCAAUAACCACUACAAAAGGUAACAUCCAGUGAGCUCACAGGGCUCCUCUGAAUUGUGGACAUGUUUGAAAUGUUUUCUAUUUUUCACAGCCUAUAGUCAAAAUGAUAAAUAAAGAUGUCCCAAUAAGUAUUUAGGGAUUCUUCAAUUUGUUUUAUACCGAAUACUAUUUUGAAACAUAAGUAAAAGCCAUUAGCAGUUGUUUUGAAAGGUUGGUGGGAGGGAAAAACAGAUAAACUUAUUAAUACUAAAAGUAAACAUGGCAAACUGAUGUGAAAAGAUUUCCCUGCUAUUCCAAGAACUGUUGAUACCCCAAGCUAUUGCUGUGUUUCCAGCUACAAAGUGGAAAAACAAACAAAAAAUAACAACAAAAAAUACCUUUAUCCAGUAUUUUUCCUUUCUUUAAAUUUUAAUUAUUUAUUUUGAUAAUUUACCCCCUUUUAUUUCCUUAUAUAGGUAAAUGUGUAGCAUUCUACAAGGCAUGCUGGGUAAAAUAUACUAUGCAAAUGUGUACAGUGCUGCAUGUUUUGUUCUCCCUCUGCUUUAGUGGCUUUAAAGGAAAAAAAAAUGUGUUGUUAUUUUUGUGAACCAAAACAUUUAACAAAGAAAAUGCAGAGUGCAUGCAUAUAGUAUUCUAAUUUCUAUGGAUUUGUUUUAUGGAAUUUAAAUGUGUACAAACCAACUGCAUUAAUUUUUUUUUCUUUUAUACAAUAAAUGAAAAAAAA
Molecule: messenger RNA, 8470 nt
Organism: Capra hircus (goat)
Lineage: Eukaryota; Metazoa; Chordata; Mammalia; Artiodactyla; Bovidae
Gene: CACNB4
Product: calcium voltage-gated channel auxiliary subunit beta 4
Exons: 14
Coding region: 442-1863 (473 amino acids)
Biological process (GO): chemical synaptic transmission; calcium ion transmembrane transport; regulation of voltage-gated calcium channel activity
Cellular component (GO): voltage-gated calcium channel complex
Molecular function (GO): high voltage-gated calcium channel activity; protein binding
Source: RefSeq, a predicted model, not a curated record